Plectropomus leopardus (leopard coralgrouper) is the source of this 1834-nucleotide messenger RNA. RefSeq names its product E3 ubiquitin-protein ligase TRIM39-like. NCBI's taxonomy places the organism in Eukaryota, Metazoa, Chordata, Actinopteri, Perciformes, Serranidae. The record is from RefSeq and is a predicted model, not a curated record. Gene Ontology annotation, molecular function: zinc ion binding; protein binding.
GUUUACUGAGCAUUUAAGUUGCAUCCUGCACUGUUUUCUGCAUCUGACGAGAACAAUCAGGACAGUCAACAUGACAACUCAACCAGUCACAAACAUGGCCCUUGCUGUGUCACUUGAAGAGCAGUUUAGGUGCUGCAUCUGUCUGGAGAGAUACACCUACCCCACCACCAUCCCAUGUGGCCACAACUUUUGCCUAGACUGCAUUGAAGGAUACUGGGAUACAAAAGCCAAGCCUGACUGUCCGCUAUGCAAAGAGACUUUCGACAAGCGUCCUCAACUUAGAAUCAACCGAUCAAUGAUUGAUAUCAUCGAUUUCUGUGAAGGGUCUCCAGAGAAUGGCGACAGCAAUGCAAGGAAAGCAGGAAGCCGGAAAAAUUCCCUGAACCAACUUUUUGAGGCUGAGGAAGUUCCAUGUGACAUCUGCCAUGGAGACAAGUCGCCAUCGGUCAAGUCGUGCGUCCUGUGUCAGGCGUCUUACUGUGAACUUCACCUGACACCACACCUAAGGAAUCAAGAGCUGCUGAGACAUCGACUGAUCGAUCCGGCCACCUUUGCCACUAUUCACCUCUGCAGAACCCACAAGAAGCCGCUGACGAUGUUUUGCGAGAAAGACCAGAAACUUGUGUGCGUAAUGUGCACAGAGAGGAACCACAAAAACCACCAGACGAUCCCCGUUGAGAGGAAGAGCAAGAGGGUGAAGGUUUGUUUGAGGGAGACAAAGGCCAGCAUUCAACAGAUGAUUCAGGCCAGAUGGGGAAAAAUGCAGGAGAUAAAAGAUAAAGUGGAUCAAAGUAAAGAUAUCACGAAGAGGGAGAUACAGAAAAACGCUAAAAUCUGCGACGUGUUGAUAACAGCUAUCAAGAGACACCAGGCCGAGCUGGUGGAGGAGCUGGAGGAAAGGCAGCGCGAAGCUGAGCAGAGAUCCAAAGAGCUGUUGGAAGAGAUGCAACGGGAACUCGAAGAGCUGCAGACGCGGAGCAGCGUGCUGCAGCACCUGGGGCACGCUCAGAACCCCGUCCACCUUGUGCAGAGUUUCCGGUCUCUGAGUCGACUCCCAUCCACCAGGGAGUGGUCUGAGGUCGCAGUCCACUCAGACAACUGCAUGGGGACGGGGACAAAAGCCAUCUCCAAACUUGUGGACGUCUGCCAUUAUGUUGUGAACAAACUGUCUGCAGAAGAAGUGGACAAGAUGGAUCAAUACGCAGUUGAUGUCACUCUGGAUCCUGACACUGCUUCAGGCUGGCUGGUUCUGUCUCCGGACAGGAAGAAGGUGAGCGUCAGCAGCCAGAAGAGCGGCAAACUCCCAGACAAUCCUCACCGCUUCAACUCUUGCGUCUGCGUUUUGGGAAAACAAAGCUUCAAAUCUGGAAGAUGCUAUUGGGUUGUUCAGGUUGGAGAUAAAACAGACUGGGAUCUCGGUGUAGCCAAGGAGUCCAUCAACAGGAAGGGGUCCAUCACAGUGCGUCCCGACAGUGGUUACUGGGCAAUCUGUCGGCGCAAGGGCGGCAGCCUCAAUGCCUGCGCCGGCCCCUCCGUCACCCUCCAGCUCCAAGAGCCCCCACAGAAAAUUGGCAUCUUCCUGGAUUAUGAGGAAGGAAAGGUGUCUUUCUAUGACGCAGAAGCAAAGACUCACAUUUACACUUACAGCGGCUGUGACUUCCCCGAGCCUCUGUACCCGUAUUUUAACCCCUGCGUUCAAGAUGAUGGGAAGAACAGCGCCCCGCUGAUCAUCUGUCCCAUUGAAGGAGAUGUCAGGGAGGGAAAACACAAAACCCCUGAGUCAGCUUUAUGAUGUAUCAUAAGAAAGAAGGACGCUAACUGUUGUUAAUAACAG